Molecule: messenger RNA, 849 nt
Organism: Exophiala mesophila
Lineage: Eukaryota; Fungi; Ascomycota; Eurotiomycetes; Chaetothyriales; Herpotrichiellaceae
Exons: 1
Coding region: 1-849 (282 amino acids)
Source: RefSeq, a predicted model, not a curated record
AUGUCUAACUCGGAGGUUCCCCCUUCCGUUAGCGAAGGCAAGCGAAGCAUUGUCAAUACAACCGAGUUCUCAGCUGUCUACUUGGCUGGUCAAUCGAGGAAGUUGUCUCAUUUCCUCACCGUCAAAGCCCCCAUUCCCAAAGUCGAACUCCUCAGGGGCCCAGCCUUGAUCGCCGUUAUCACGUCCAAAGAGCCCGGCCCCAAAUUCCGAACCGAACUCGUCAGCUCCCUCCUCCAAGCCGCACGAGGCUGGUUCCUGACCGUACCAUUUCGAAAGAAAAUGCUGGACGACUUCGAAGAAUACCUUUCACUGCGCCAGGAAUGGAUCGCUGCGAGCGCCGAGGCCAUGGCAUUCGACGUCCACAACCAAAUGACCCGAGCAGUCUACUUUUCCAAAGACGACGAACCCCUCAUCAAGCUGAUCAAGACCAAACUGCCCGACGUCAACCUAGACGCCAUCAGCAAAGCCUUCCCACCCCUGACCCUCGAGCAAUAUCUCGAAAUAAUGAUCCCAAUGUCUCGGCACCUACACGCCAAAGCCGACGCGCUCACCCAGAAGCUCCUCGAUCUCAAGACCACCGAGCGGUUGCGAAUCACACAUAGUGCAAUCUUGAAGUGCACCCACGCCCACGAUGACUACGUCAAGGCCCUGAGGAAUAGAGAGUACAACGACCGUCUGCGCAAGCACCAUGCCCGUGAACAGACUGUGCUCAACGCUCGUCGCCAGAUGGGUAACGUCGGAGCGCAUGAUCUGUCGCCCCCCGUCGUCCGUUCUGUCAUGGAGUUUGUCCGUCAGGAACAAGAAAAGUAUCUGGCCUUUGACGAGGCUGGCCAACUAAAGGUUAAAUGA